Messenger RNA from Esox lucius (northern pike), 871 nucleotides. RefSeq names its product OX-2 membrane glycoprotein-like. The transcript has 2 exons. The record is from RefSeq and is a predicted model, not a curated record. NCBI's taxonomy places the organism in Eukaryota, Metazoa, Chordata, Actinopteri, Esociformes, Esocidae. The annotation marks the transcript as partial. Gene Ontology annotation, molecular function: cell-cell adhesion mediator activity.
UUAGUAACUAGUCAGUGUAUUCAUGCAGGUCUUUCUCAGCUGGUAAAAACACAGCGGGUCGUCAUAGUAACCCUGGGAGAAGAUGCUCACUUCAGCUGCAGACUCAUGAAACCCAGAGACAUCCUGCAAGUCACCUGGCAUAAAGAGACACCAAGAGGGACUGAAAAUGUGGCCUCCUACAACAGUUUUGGUCCAUUAGUCAAUUCACGUUUUCAGAAGGUGGUGUUUCAAGACAUGGGACUGCAGAAAUGCUCUAUUAUCAUCAGAGAAGUAUCUAGAGAAGAUGAGGGCUGCUACCAGUGUCUGUUUAAUUCAAACCCAGAUGGAGCUGUCAUUGGAAGGACAUGCCUACAAGUUAAUGAGCUGUAUGGACCCACACUCCUAGUUACACAAACCAAUGACAGCAACACCCUAUUCUCUGGGUUUACUGUCUCCUGCUCUGCCACGGGACGACCUGCUCCAAUAGUGGCCUGGAAGGUCACAGAACACUUUUUGGACUCUUCUACAGUCAAUGUCAACCAUCCCAAUGGAACUGUUACUGUCACCAUAACUUCAGCAAUGGCAGUUCCCUAUGAAGAUACUAUGGUUGGUUGUGUUGUCUCAUAUGGCAAGGUCACCAAGGUGGUUACCAAGGAGACUCCCGCUAAUUCAUCCUCCUUUACUGGUGAUUUUUUUAAAUUGUUUAAAUUAACUACAUCAGGAAUCAUCAUCCUUUUAUUUUUUUAAAAGGCUUUUUGUGGUCUGUGUCCAUUGGAGAUAUAACCUACUAAGUAAUGAGAUUAUUUAAAACACUCAGGAAUGAACAUUGGGUAACAGGAAGUGAGGAAAAGAAGGGUUCAAUUCUGGCAGAGGGAUACAGUGAGUGUCAGGU